AUGCUACGGUUAGCGCAAUUUAUGUGCCUUCUCGCGGUGGCUUAUGCGAUUCCCGUCGACAACGGUGUCGAAGGAGAGCCAGAGAUCGAGUGUGGUCCUACUUCCGUCACUGUAAACUUUAAUACAAGAAAUCCAUUCGAAGGUCAUGUUUACGUGAAAGGACUGUUUGAUCACGACGAGUGCAGAAAUGACGAGGGUGGACGACAGGUAGCCGGCAUCGAACUACCGUUCGACUCUUGCAACGUCGCGCGAACCCGAUCCUUGAAUCCUCGAGGAGUGUUCGUCACCACAACCGUUGUAGUCUCCUUCCACCCUCAGUUCGUCACUAAGGUUGACAGAGCCUACCGUAUCCAAUGCUUCUACAUGGAGGCAGACAAGACCGUGUCUACUCAAAUCGAAGUUUCUGAUCUUACUACUGCCUUCCAAACUCAGGUCGUACCCAUGCCAAUUUGCAAGUAUGAGAUCCUCAACGGUGGACCAACUGGCGAACCAGUACAGUUUGCUACCAUUGGACAACCAGUUUACCACAAAUGGACUUGCGAUUCGGAGACUAUUGACACAUUCUGCGCUGUUGUACACUCUUGCACCGUCGAUGAUGGAAAUGGUGAUACCAUCCAGGUAUAA
Molecule: messenger RNA, 624 nt
Organism: Strongylus vulgaris
Lineage: Eukaryota; Metazoa; Nematoda; Chromadorea; Rhabditida; Strongylidae
Source: the annotation of a GenBank genome assembly